Molecule: messenger RNA, 1662 nt
Organism: Coffea arabica (coffee)
Lineage: Eukaryota; Viridiplantae; Streptophyta; Magnoliopsida; Gentianales; Rubiaceae
Product: ultraviolet-B receptor UVR8
Cellular component (GO): cytoplasm
Molecular function (GO): guanyl-nucleotide exchange factor activity
Source: RefSeq, a predicted model, not a curated record
UCUUUAGUACAAUUCCAAUGCGGGGUGUGGAUAAGACUCUGAAAGGCACAAGUCCAGUACUACUGUACUAGUCCAGCAUCCUCCUCACUAAAUACCGAGACAGAAACUAAGCAUCGCCUCUAUGGCCGCCUCCAAAACCGCCGUUAUCGCAUGGGGUUCGGGAGAAGAUGGGCAGUUAGGAAUGGGUAAUAAUGAAGAGAAAGAAUGGGUUUGCUCCAUCAAAGCUCUUGAGCCCUUCGACGUCUGCUCUAUCGUCGCCGGCAGCCGAAACUCCCUUGCCAUUUGCAACGACGGCAAGUUGUUUACGUGGGGUUGGAACCAAAGAGGGACACUGGGUCAUCCCCCAGAGACCAAAACCGAAAGUAUUCCUAGUCAAGUGAAAGCUCUUUCCAAAGUUAAGAUUGUACAGGCGGCAAUUGAUGGUUGGCAUUGUUUGGCUGUCGACGAUCAAGGCCGGGCUUAUGCUUGGGGUGGGAAUGAAUAUGGACAGUGUGGUGAAGAACCUGAACGGAAAGCUGACACAGGAAAGCCUGUUAGGAGGGAUAUUGUGAUUCCCCAACGAUGUGUGCCAAAGCUUACAGUUCGGCGGGUAGCUGCUGGUGGUACACAUUCAGUUGUUCUCACACGGGAAGGACAUGUAUGGACAUGGGGUCAACCAUGGCCUCCUGGGGACAUAAAGCAAAUUUCGACUCCUGUUCGAGUACAAGGUCUUGAAAGCGUGAGGUUGAUUGCAGUUGGAGCUUUCCACAACUUGGCUCUUCUUGACGAUGGAAUCUUAAUGGCAUGGGGUAAUAAUGAGUACGGACAACUGGGGACUGGUGAUACUCAGCCCAGAUCACAACCUGUUCCUGUCCAGGGCUUGUCUGGUCUUACUUUGGUUGAUAUUGCAGCUGGAGGGUGGCAUUCUACUGCAUUGACAGAUGAAGGAGAGGUAUAUGGUUGGGGCCGAGGGGAACAUGGGAGGCUUGGUUUUGGAGAUGACAAAAGCAGUAAAAUGGUGCCCCAAAGGGUUCAGCUUCUAAUAUGGGAGGACAUUGUACAGGUGGCCUGUGGAGGAACCCAUUCUGUUGCUUUAACACGUGAUGGCCGCAUGUUUUCAUUUGGGCGAGGAGACCACGGCCGUCUUGGAUACGGAAGAAAGGUGACAACGGGCCAUCCAUCAGAAGUGCCCAUAAACAUCCCUCCUCCCAGAGAUCUUAGUGAAGGUGAAGCUGAGGGAAGGUGGUGUGCUAAGUCUGUUGCUUGCGGUGGCCGCCACACACUGGCAAUAGUAGAGUGGCGCAGCCGGGAAUCUGAGCAGUUACCGCACGCUCCAACGAACGUGUAGUGGUAUCAUUGUACAAUUGCGUCAUUUUCGGAAGAAUCUUCUCUCGUGCUUUGCAAAUUCUGGCAAUUGAAGCAGUUUGGUAGUAUUAUAAAUUGUUUGUGCACAAGAAGUAAAGACAAAAUCUCCUCGGAAGUUUGUUUUAGACUAGAUGCCGGACAAAUGGACCAUAAAAAUUGCAUGAAAGAGAAGGUUGGGGCUGGAAUUUGGUGCAGCAGGUGUAGGUAGCGUCUCCCCAGCCUUGCCUGCAUUGUUCUAAGCUACCUGGGUUUUUGUACGGGCUAAUCAGAUAAAUUGAUGCAAUCGCAAUAUUAAAAAUUAGCAACUCAGUUUGAGCA